GAAGAAAUUUCUCUUCAGUUCUCUUGCACUUCUUCCCACCACUUCUCGUUAUAUCGAGGUAAGUGUUCAGUCUGGCCCCAUGCACUUCUUACAAUAAGCAACCCCCUCCACACACUCGCGAACGAACGGUGAUGAUACAUUCAUCAGCUGAGCAGAUAUAUAUAUCGUGCUGAAAAACACUAGACUACAGCGGUAUCUGAGUUCCCUUCGCUUCAGUUGUGGCGGGCGGUUUUCACCCCAAUUGAUUUUUGGUUUUCUGCUGGGGAUGUGGCUAAAUCGAGCUUUUACUUUUUCAGAUUGUCAACAGUGGAUGAUACUGCAACCUUUCCGCAUCAUCGGCAGUGAUCAGUGACGCGGUUGGAUCAACUCCUGACCUCGUCGCCGG
Cantharellus anzutake is the source of this 385-nucleotide messenger RNA. RefSeq lists its product as uncharacterized. The record is from RefSeq and is a predicted model, not a curated record. The transcript has a single exon. The annotation marks the transcript as partial. Lineage: Eukaryota; Fungi; Basidiomycota; Agaricomycetes; Cantharellales; Hydnaceae.